Molecule: messenger RNA, 1518 nt
Organism: Fusarium musae
Lineage: Eukaryota; Fungi; Ascomycota; Sordariomycetes; Hypocreales; Nectriaceae
Exons: 3
Coding region: 1-1518 (505 amino acids)
Molecular function (GO): manganese ion binding; metalloaminopeptidase activity
Source: RefSeq, a predicted model, not a curated record
AUGACUGCGGCGGUAAAAGCAGCAGUGGUAACAAGUAUCCCGGUAUGUUCCAAGAAGCUCUGUCUUGAGAACCAACGACUACUGACAUACCGUGAAGCAAAACUACAUGCGCGUAAGGUCGUCAAAGAGCUCGGCGUUACUGAUGGACUCAUCUAUCUUCCCGGCGAGCCUACACGCCUCUAUGAGGACUCAGACCAGUCGCCUCCUUUCAAGCAACGCAGAUACUUCUACUACAUGACUGGCGUUGACUUUCCCGACUGUGCCGUUACUUACGAAAUCGCCAUGGAUCGUCUCACCCUCUGGAUCCCUUACGCUGAGCCGCGACAGGUCUUGUAUCAUGGUCCAACUCCUGACGCAGCAGAGGCUAUGCGCAAAUACGACGUCGAUGAUGUUCGAUAUACUGCUCAGCUGUCCAAAUUCCUUCAUGGCCAACUUCGUCCUGAGAAGACUCUCUACGUCCUUCAUUCUGAUCAGGCUCCUAAGUUAACUGAUCGACCACGUGGACAGACUCAGAUCAACUGCUCCAAGCUGCGACCUGCCAUGGAUGAGGCCCGUGUAAUCAAGACGGAAUAUGAAGUUGCACUCAUCCGUCGCGCUUCACGUAUCUCUGCCGCUGCUCAUCGUGCUGUGGCUGAACGUCUCCUUACUAUGCGCAAUGAGCAAGAUGUCGAGGCGGUUCUCCUUGCCGCCUGUACUUCACGUGGUGCUCACGCCCAGGCCUAUCCUAUUAUUGCUGGCGCUGGUGUCAAUGCUUCGAUUCUACAUUACGGAGCCAACAACCAGCCUCUUGAGGGCAAGCAACUGAUCGUUGUCGAUGCUGGUUGUGAGUACCAAUGUUACGCCAGCGACAUCACCCGUACUCUCCCUGUCAGUGGUUCCUUUUCUAAGGAAGCCUCUGCUAUCUAUUCUAUUGUGCAGCGCAUGCAGGAAGAGUGCUUAGCACGUGUUCGACCCGGCACUGUUUACUACGAACUUCAGCUUCAUGCCAGCGAUGUGGCUCUCCAAGGCCUGCGCAAGUUGGGUCUUCUGAAGGGCAACUUUGAGGAGAUUCAAAAGGCGGGAACUGUCGCUGCUUUCUUCCCCCACGGUCUCGGCCAUCAUGUUGGUCUUGAGGUCCAUGAUGUCACUGGCUAUGAGCGUCUCUUGAUGAGAGAUAACUUCCACGUCGAAGGUGGUAAGCGUGAGAUGGUAACUGCUACGGCUUUGGUGGCCAUGCAUCGUAUGGCUUCGUCUUCCCCGCCCACAAAGCCAAGACAGGCUCUUCAACCCAAUAUGAUUGUGACAAUUGAGCCAGGAAUCUACUUCUGCCGUCCUUUUAUUGAGGGAUACUUCCUGAACAACCCGUCACAUGCCAAGUUCAUUAACAAAGACCUUCUCGAGACAUACUAUCCAGUUGGUGGUGUUCGCAUCGAAGAUGACAUCCUCGUCACACCCGGUGGCUAUGAGAACUUGACCUCUGCUGCCCCCAAGGGCGACGAGAUGCUUGAUGUGAUCAACGGCAGCUUUGAGAAGAUUUGA